AUGGACAAGAUGUGCCAGUUGUUCGCCAGUGUGGCGAUUGUCGUGUGCCUGUUCGUGGUCGCCAUCGAUAAACAUCAUGUGACUGCCGUGGAAUCCUCUCGUCAUGGUGGGCACCGCCAAAUUGCCGCCACCCACAAGGACAAUGUGAAUUCUGAUAUUGUGUUCGAUGACCUUCCCGUGAGUCCUGCCACGCAAAUCCUGGAGGAAGAUCAGCACAAGGUGGGCAGGAACAGGACGAAGGAGGAGCGGCAGCUGAGGAAGCUGCGAAGGCGUGUGCUGCGGAAGAAGAAGAAGAGGCUGAUGGAGAAGGUGAAGAAGGCGAAGAAGGUCCCGAAUCAGGGCCUCAAGAACCUGAAGAAGUUGAGGCAAACGAAAAGUGCGGCGCCCUUCUUGCCUCUCAUGGACAACAUGAGAUCGAAGAAGCGAGUGCUGAGGCAGAAGUCGCUCUACGAUGGGGAAAAUGACGAUGAGGACGGCGAUUUUUCUGGCUCUGGCUCAAUGCCUCACAUCACUGGAGACAGACUGUUCUUCCUGAAUUUUACAUUACUGGAAGCAUGGAAUCAAGACUACGCCAAACGCUCUUCGUCAGCUUACAAAGCUCUCUUGGGAAAUGCCACGGAAUCCCUGGGCAGAUUCUUCAACGAUGUCCUCGUGGACGAUGAGAAUCACAUCAAUGUGAAUGUGCGGAGAGUCGUGCCGGAUCAUGAUUUGCACACAGUUCGCGUUGAGGCGGACAUUGUGGCGGAACAGCCGGUGUCUGUGGUGAAAUUAGACAGUGAAUUGCAGCGUCAGGUGAACAAUUAUCAUCGCAUUGGGAAGCUGAACAUCCAGAAUAAACGUCUGGAUUUCCACAGUUUGACUGAGUGCGAGAGUUACGAGUUCCGAUGCAACGACGGGAAAUGCAUUCCGGCUGAGCUGAAGUGCAACAACGUGCCGGACUGCGAUGACCAUGAGGACGAGGACCUGCCGGAGUGUCCGCUGGACAAUUGUCAAGUGUACGAGUUCACGUGCGGCGAUGGAAACUGUGUGCCGCGUGAGAGUCGCUGCGACGGCGUGUCAGACUGUCCGGACGACACGGACGAGAUGGAGUGCAAUGAGGACGGGAACAGGGAUGACGAGGAUCCGGAUGAGCCCGAUGAGUUGUGCGCACACUUUGAGUUCCAGUGCGAGAACGGCAUGUGCAUCCAUGGCGAGGAUCGGUGCAAUGGUCGCGACGACUGCUCGGACGGCAGUGACGAGCAGAAGUGUGAAUCAUGCAAGGGUGAUGCCUUCCACUGCACCAGCGGCGAGUGCAUCCAGCAGGCCUUCAAGUGCGACAAGCGCCAGCACUGCGUCGAUCUCAGCGAUGAACUCGACUGUGGCUUCAACUUGGCACCCAAUGCAUGCAAAGCCAGCGAGUGGCAGUGCUUCAACGGAGAGUGCAUCAAUAAGGACUUUGUGUGCGACGGAUCGCGCGACUGCUACGAUAACUCCGACGAGGCGAACUGCGAUGGGAGACACAAUGUCACGGAAGUCCAGUGCGCCUCUUAUGAGUUCCCAUGCGACGGUCGCUGCCUGAGUGUGAACUAUCUGUGUGAUGGCACGCCGGAUUGCACGGACGCGAGCGAUGAGCAGAAUUGCCAGGAACCGGAGCGACCAGCACUGCCGAGUGUCCCUCAGCCUGCUCCCGAAUUCCCGCAAUUCUGCCCUGAACUCUACUGUCAAUCUGACUAUCGAUGCUACAGCCAGUCACAGAGAUGCGACGGCAUCAGAGAUUGCUAUGACGGAUCAGAUGAACACAACUGCCCGCGACCGCCGCCGAGGCUACCCGAGAGGCCUCUCGAGAGGCCGCCUAUGGUAGGGGAAAGUGGUCAGCCUUCCUGGUCUUCACACACUGACAUCAAGCUCAGAACUUAUCCCACGGAUCAGAUCAUCAAGGAAGGACGCGAGGUUGUCUUCCAAUGUCGCGAUGAAGGAGUCACUCGGGCUCGUGUUCGCUGGACACGAAACCACGACGGACUUCCGCCGAAUGCCAAGGACAUCAAUGGUCGCCUCGAGAUCUCUAACGUUCAAGUAUCCGAUUCCGGAGAAUACUACUGCGAAGCUGUCGGCUAUCAGACCUAUCCAGGCUCGAGGACUAAUGUGUAUCUCACCGUUGAGAGAUACAAUCCUGUUCUGGAUGCGCCUGUCGGUUGUCCUCCGGAGAAGGCGACGUGCAUGAAUGGCGACUGCAUCGAGAAGAACCAGGUGUGCGAUGGCACGUACGAUUGCUCGGAUGCUUCCGAUGAGUCUGGCUGCAGUCGCACCAACAGCUGCGAACCCAACGAAUUCCACUGUGCCAAUCGGAAGUGCGUGGCCAAGACGUGGCGCUGCGAUGGUGAGAAUGACUGUGGCGACAAUUCAGAUGAGCAAGGAUGCGCCACGACGGCCCCCGAUGCUCCGUGUCGCUUCCACGAGUUCCAGUGCAAGACUGGCCAGUGCAUUCCCAAGUCCUUCCAAUGCGACGCUCAUCCUGAUUGCUUUGACAACUCAGAUGAGAUUGGCUGCUCGAAGCCGACAGUGGUGCAAACGCCGCCGCCAAGGAUGCAUCUCAGCACGGGUUCAAUCUUCAACAUCACGUGCCGCGCCGUGGGAAUUCCGGUGCCGCUGGUUGUGUGGCGUCUCAACUGGGGUCACAUUCCGGACAAGUGCACGACGACCAGCGUGAAUGGCUACGGAGUGCUGACGUGUCCUGGUGUGGAGGUUCGUGACUCUGGCGCAUACUCGUGCGAAGUGAUCAACUCCAUGGGCACGCAAUUCGCCUCGCCGGACACAAUUCUCGUGGUCGAUGGCACAGAAGUGUGUCCCAGCGGCUACUUCAACUCCAAGGCGACGCGCCAGGAGGACUGCAUCAACUGCUUCUGCUUCGGCGUGUCCACACAGUGCUCUAGCGCCGAUCUCUACAUAUAUUCUCUGCCGCCGCCAGUCACUUCGCUCCACGUUGUGGGCGUGACGGGACCGUGGACGGGGCAGCGGGAGAUUGAUGUGUCGCAGUAUCAGGCGCACGAUGUCAUUGCCACGAAGUUCGGUAUCAAAGUGAGACUCUCGGACACGGUGCGCGAGACGGCGUUCUACGCCUUGCCUAGCGAGUAUCUUGGGAACCAGCUGAAGUCCUACGGUGGCUUCCUCACCUAUGAUCUGGAAUUUGUCGGGGCUGGACCGGCCAAUCAGGCUCCUGAUGUUCUACUCUUGGGCAAUGGCUACAAGUUGACCCACAAGAUCAGAGGACCCCUCAACGCUGGCUCCUUGCACCAGGUGAAGGUGGAAUUCCACGUGGGCACGUGGUACAAGGAGGACGGACGCCAGGCGACACGCGAGGAGCUCAUGAUGGUGCUGGCGGACAUUGAGAACUUCCUCAUCAAGCUCAAGUAUGUGGAGAGUCAGGAUGAGGUGCAGCUGAGGAAUAUCGAGAUGGACUCUGCGGCCACGAUUGAUCGCGGUCUGGGCUCUGCUACUCUCGUGGAACAGUGUCGCUGUCCUGUUGGCUACACUGGCUUGUCCUGCGAGGCCUGCGCCAGUGGCUAUGUGCGCCAGGAGACCGGAAAUUGGCUAGGACGCUGCGUGAAGGCGCCUGAGAGAUGUCCUGACGGCACUUAUCUGCCACGCGGUGGCUCUUCGUGCAUCACUUGUCCGUGUCCCGGAGGUCCGUAUGGCGCCAACUACGGCUACUCGUGCAGCGAGGCAUCGGAUGGCGACGUAACGUGCUACUGUAAGCCCGGAUAUGCCGGCAGGAAGUGUGAACAGUGCGCGCCUGGAUACACGGGCAAUCCACUGGUGCCGGGCGAUGUGUGCAGAGAGCAGCCGAGCGCCGAUUGUGACGCCCAGGGCACGCGCACCGUGGACGCCGGCGGACGGUGCAUCUGCAAGAACAACGUGGUGGGCAGGAGGUGUGACCAGUGCGCCCCGAAUGCCUUCCAUCUCAAUGCGGACACACCGAACGGAUGCAUCCACUGCUUCUGCAUGGGUGUCGCCAGGCAGUGCAUGAGCAGCAAUUACUACAGAGACUCAAUCCAAUCGACACUGUACAGAGAUCGCAGUGACUUCGACAUCAUCUUCAACUACGACGAUCCUCAGUUGGGCGAUCGCGAGAGCGUUCAGGUGUCCAGCUAUGAGACAAUCUUCCGCAAUGUUCAGCACGAUGACACCGAAGUGUACUACUGGAGUCUGCCGACGAGAUUCGUUGGCGACAAGGUGACUUCCUAUGGCGGUGUUCUCAACUACACCGUGCGUUUCACGCCUCAGCCGGGAUCGGCGAUGUCGCGCAACAGUGCACCUGAUGUUGUGAUCAAGUCUGAGAACGACAUCACGAUUCUGCACUUCCGCAAGGAUGAAAUUCGUCCCACGGCGCCGCAAUCGUACUCUGUGCCCAUCAUUGAGCAGCACUGGCAGCGGAGCGACGGCAAGGAGGUGAACAGAGAACACCUUCUGAUGGCUCUGGCCGAUGUCUCGUACAUCUUCAUCAAGGCGACGUACACAACGACCACGGAUGAGGCAGCUUUGUCUCAAGUUUCUCUGGACAUUGCUGUGCCGAAGAGCGUGCAAACCGGCGGCAGAGCGUAUGAGGUGGAGAUGUGCCAGUGUCCGCAAGGAUAUACUGGCUUGUCGUGUGAAGAUUGCGCUCCUGGCUACAAGAGAAGCGACGAGGGAUUGUAUCUCGGCCUCUGCGAGCCCUGCGAAUGCCAUGGACACUCCAGCGAUUGCGAUCCAGUGACUGGCGUGUGCAAUAAUUGCGAGCACAACACCAAGGGCGAUUUCUGCGAAUUGUGCAUCGAUGGACGCGGAAAUGCCACCAUUGGCACACCUUAUGACUGCUUCGGCGGUGAGAACUUCACCGGAUGCGAUCAGUGUGACUCACGAGGGUAUGUGUCGUGCAGCGACAGACAGUGCCAGUGCAAGAACAAUGUGAUUGGCGGCCAGUGUGAUCGAUGCCGUGCGGGAACGUUCGAUCUGCAGACUGAAAAUCCCGAGGGAUGCACGAGUUGCUUCUGUUUCGGCGUGUCAGACACUUGCACGACCUCGAGACUGUUCCGCGAGGAGAUUCCCAUGGUGAUCUUCAAUGAUCACUUCCGCGUGACAACGAAUGACAACAGUUUGGUGGCCGAUGUCGAGGAACUGGCCACGGACAUCUCCACCAACACGGUGUCCUAUCAAGUGCUUGACGAUCGCACGGUGUACUGGAGUCUGCCGAAGCAGUUCACAGGGAAUCAGAUCUACUCCUAUGGUGGCACUCUGUCCUACAAGCUCAGCACGGAGGAUAGAGGAGCGCAUGUGAAGGACAAUGACGUGAUCAUCAGAGGCAAUGGACUCACGCUGACGUGGCAAAAUCCGCAGGAGGAUCACUCGUCAGUGGUGGUGCCAUUCCUGGUGGGACAGUGGCGCAAUGGCUAUCAGAUCGCCACCAGGGAGGAUCUCCUGAGUGCUCUGGCUAAUCUGGAGUACGUCCUCAUUCGCGCCACGACGAAGCAAGCCACAACGUCCACCCACAUCAGCGAUAUCAUCCUGCAGACGGCCGUGACACAGCGCACUGUUCUCGGCAAUGCUGACCACAUUGAGAUGUGUCGCUGCCCACCAGGAUACUCAGGCUCCAGCUGCGAAUCCUGCGACAUAAUGCACUACCGCGAGACGAGUGGCAGUCGUCUGGGCGCGUGCAGACGCUGCCCGUGCUCAGAGAAUGCCGAGUCGUGCAGUGAAGACGUCUACAGACGACUCACUUGCCACUGCCGGCCGGGCUUCAGUGGCGAGAUGUGCGACAUCCCCGACACACCGGAUAUCCCUGAAACACCUUCCAUCUCCGUGGUGGUCACGUCGCCCACGCUGCAGAUUGUGGAAGUGGGCCAGACGGUAUACAUCAACUGCACGGGUCGUCAUGUGAUCUCCAACCUGCCGAUUGUCGUGCGGUGGUUCAAGCUGGACGGACGUCUCUCAGAGCGCGCUCAUGCUGAUCGUGGCACGCUGAUCAUCACCAAUACGCAAGUGGACGACAGUGGAGUGUACGUGUGUCGCGGUGAGAACAAUGAGGAGUACAUGGAACAGCGCGUGUCCAUCACUGUCAGCUACUCAAGGCGACCCGAAGUGCAAUUCUAUCCGACCAGUCUGGAUGUUGAGGAGGGAACAAUGGCUCACGUGACGUGUGAGGCGACAGGAAGUCCAGCUCCGAUCAUUGUGUGGGAGAGAAUUGACGGUCUGGGCAGGAGCACGGUGCUGCUGACACCGGAGAACUCUGGCGUGCUGCGCUUCGUGUCCAUUCGCAAGUCGGACGAGGGACAGUACAGGUGCACGGCGAGGAAUCGCGACGGUGAGGACAGCAAGUAUCUGAAUGUGCGCGUGCGCGAGCGACAGGUGUUUCCGCCGCCGAUCACGGAAAUUGCCAUCUUCCCGCCCAGCUUCACGGGACGUCCGGGAGACGCCGUGGAGUUCCGGUGCAUUGGUGAGGGUGUGAUUUCGUGGCGCAAGGAGUACACGAUGUGGCUGCCGCCCAGUGCCAUUGUGAAGGGACACAUCCUGAGCUUCGAGAAUGCCCGCGAGGAGGACUCUGGCCAGUACGUGUGCACAUCUGUCUCGUCGACUGGGCAGCAACACUCGACCGUGGCCAAUUUGACCAUCAUUGAGCACGAAGUGAGAGCGUAUCCCAAGAUCAGACCCGUGGAGCAGAAUCACUUGGUGAUUGAGAACUCUGACUUGUAUCUGGAGUGUGAUGCCACCGGAAGUCCCCUGCCAACGGUCAAGUGGACGAAGCUGCAUGACUCCUUCGAUUCCAAUGUCCAGCAAGUCGGCAAUCAGCUGAGAAUCCUGGGCGCGAAGCAAUACAACAGAGGAGUUUAUGUGUGCGUGGCAGAAAACUCCGAAGGAACCGAUCAGAUCAGCACAAUUAUCGAAAUUGACCAACGCCAAGCGCCGAUUGUGGAGCUACAUCCCAAGGGUCCGCAGACCAUCAGAGUGGGCGAAUCUGCCAUGCUGAGUUGUCGCAGUGUCGCCGGAAUUCCAACUCCGGUCGUUCGCUGGGUGAGAUUGGACAAUAAGCCGCUGCCGACGAAUGUGGACGACAAAUAUCCGGGCACGAUCAUCAUUAGGAAUGCGGCGAUUGGCGAUGGUGGAUCUUAUCAGUGUCUCGGUGAGAAUAUCGCCGGCAGCACGUCUGCCACGGCGGUUCUGAAUGUGGAGCAGCCGCCGGAAGUGACGAUUGAGCCCGGAAUGGACACGCUGGAGCUGACGGAGGGUGACGAGAUGACGCUGUCGUGUCGCGCCAGCGGACAUCCCGCGCCGUCUGUCGAGUGGGUGCUGCCCGACGUGCCGCCAGGCUCUGGCAGCACGGGGCUGUUCAACAACCGCGGCUUGCAGAAGACUCCGGUGGUGUAUCAAGUGUACGAAGUGAAGCCCAGCCACGCGGGCAUGUACAGGUGUCUGGCGAAGAGCAGCGCCGGCGAAGAUGAACACUUCAUCAGGGUGAUCGUGAAGGGCAAGCGCGGAGAUGUGGGGCCCCACGAUAGGGACUAUCCCGGACGCCCGGGCACCACGUACGGCUCUCCGUCGUACGGCGACACCGGCGACUUCCCCCAACACACGUACACGGUGAACGUGGGUCAGCGUGCGCAGCUCUCGUGCGAAGUGGAGAACCCCUAUCAGAGGACCACGUGGCGCAGGACCGACGGCCAUCCGCUGCCGCGCAACGCCAAUCUUUCCGACGGCACGCUGAUCAUCGAGCGCACGGGACACGACGCUGCCGGACGCUAUGAGUGCGUGAUGUCGGACCAUGAUGAGUCCUAUCGCAUCGCCCUGGCACAGGUGGUGGUCGUGGAUGUGCCCAUCAUCACCUUCUCGCCGCCGAUGCCCAUCGUCGUGCGUUCCGGCGAGAACAUCGUGAUCUUCUGUAAUGCCACUGGCGAGGGUCCCAUUCACGUGUUCUGGCACGGCGUCGACUACACACCGCUUCCGUACGCCGUGCGCGCCGAAGGGCCGCACCUCCAAUUCGCGCCCAUCACGCAGAGGGACGCCGGGAAGUACUACUGCACAGCCUCCAAUGCGAACGGCAAUGUGACCAAGGCGGCGGAAGUUAUCGUUAAUCGAAAUGAGAUCGUCGACCGUCAGCCAAUGUACAAUCAGCUGCAGGAAGUAUACGAGGGUGACAAGGUGACGCUGGACUGUCAUCUGCCGGAGGGCGCUCCCGUCACGGACGUGCAGUUCCACUGGAGGCGCGAGAAUGGCCAGAUCACGUCCAAUGCGCAGUUCCACGAUGGCCGCCUCACGCUCACGGACAUCCAUCCGAGCGACGCGGGCAGGUACAUCUGUGAGAUGCUGCUGCCCAACGGCAGCAUCACGCAGAGCUUCGUUGACGUGAGGAUCAAGAGUGAGUAUCGGAGGAGGCGCCACCGGCCGCACAGGGAGUACCCGGUCAGGAAUCCCGGAGGCUACUGA
Phlebotomus argentipes is the source of this 8430-nucleotide messenger RNA. It is a transcript of the gene trol, whose product is annotated as basement membrane-specific heparan sulfate proteoglycan core protein. Lineage: Eukaryota; Metazoa; Arthropoda; Insecta; Diptera; Psychodidae. Gene Ontology annotation, molecular function: protein binding. The coding region runs from base 1 to 8430 and encodes 2809 amino acids. The transcript is spliced from 15 exons. The record is from RefSeq and is a predicted model, not a curated record.